Messenger RNA from Canis lupus familiaris (dog), 1832 nucleotides. RefSeq names its product CDP-L-ribitol pyrophosphorylase A (gene CRPPA). The coding region runs from base 98 to 1330 and encodes 410 amino acids. NCBI's taxonomy places the organism in Eukaryota, Metazoa, Chordata, Mammalia, Carnivora, Canidae. Gene Ontology annotation, molecular function: D-ribitol-5-phosphate cytidylyltransferase activity. The transcript is spliced from 12 exons. The record is from RefSeq and is a predicted model, not a curated record. Gene Ontology annotation, biological process: protein O-linked glycosylation via mannose; isoprenoid biosynthetic process. Gene Ontology annotation, cellular component: cytosol.
CGGGCCCGCCGCCGCUCCCGCUCCCGCUCCGGCUCCCGCUCCGGCUCCCGCUCCCGCCGUGGCCGCCGUGCUGCCGGCGGGGGGCAGCGGGGAGAGGAUGGGCGUCCCCACCCCGAAGCAGUUCUGCCCCGUCCUGGAGCGGCCGCUCAUCAGCUACACCCUGCAGGCCCUGGAGAGCGUAUGUUGGAUAAAGGACAUUGUUGUGGCAGUCACUGGAGAGAACAUGGAAGCAAUGAAGGGUAUCAUUCAGAAGUACCAGCAUCAGCGCAUCUCCCUGGUUGCAGCUGGAGUGACCCGCCACAGGUCAAUUUUCAAUGGACUAAAAGCCCUAGCAGAAGACCAGCCUGACUCUAAGCUCUCUAAGCCAGAAGUUGUGAUAAUUCAUGAUGCUGUGAGACCCUUUGUUGAGGAAGAUGUUCUUCUUAAAGUUGUCACAGCUGCUAAGGAACAUGGGGCAGCAGGAGCAAUUCGACCUCUUGUAUCUACUGUGAUCAGUCCAUCUGCUGAUGGUUGCUUAGACCAUUCACUUGAUCGUGCCAGACACAGAGCAAGUGAAAUGCCACAGGCUUUUCUAUUUGAUGUGAUCUAUGAAGCAUAUCAGCAGGGCAACACUGUAUCUCAUGAGUGUAGUGACUACGACUUGGAAUUUGGAACUGAGUGUUUGCAAUUGGCUUUAAAGUAUGGCCAUGUUCAUGCCAAACUUGUGGAAGGAUCGCCUGACCUCUGGAAGGUGACCUACAAACGAGAUCUGUAUGCAGCUGAAUCGAUUAUUAAGGAAAGAAUUUCACAACACAUUUGCAUAGUUAUGGACACAAAAGAUGAGAAUCAUGUGGGACAUCAUCUUGAAGAAAUACUAAAAAAUGAACUAAACCAUGUAAAAGUCACGUCUGGAGCUCUGUGUCCUGCUGGCAGAGAUCUUGAGCAAAUCAUCUUAGAGCAAUGCUACAGUUAUGUAUGUGUGAAUGUUAUGUCCCCUGAUUUUGAGAAAACCAGGAGAUUACUGAAUAUGCUUGAAGAGAGUAAUCUUUCCAUUUUAUAUCCUGUUGUUGUUAUUUCAGUAUAUUUUCUUGAUUAUAAAUCAGUACCUUUUGAUCAGAAAAUGGAAAACCUAAUGCAAAUUAAGGAAUAUGCAAAGGAAGUGAAAAAAAGAAAUAUUUUAUUAUGUGGUCUUCUUAUAUAUUACCCACAGGUUUUCUGCUCUGGAAAAACAAUGCAACUAUUGAUGGAGGAGCAGAACCUACAGGCAAGUUUAAGGCAAGGCGCCACAAUUAUUGCCACCUUAAUCAAAGAAAGAAAUUCUGGACUUGUUGGUCAGCUACUGGUAGCAUGAAGAACACAGAGAAAAUUAUGUAUGGGGUUUUUAGAAGCAUUUAUUUAGGUAUCUCCAUUGUGCUUCCCUCCCUAUUGUAUGUGGUAGAAUGUUUAGGUUGUCUUUUAUGUCACAUAAUUUGUAGGAUAUGAUUUUUGGGUUACAGGAAUGGAUCAGUGUUUUUAAUCUGUGAAAAAAAUACUUUGGUGCAAAUAUAAAUUAUCUCAGUCAGAAAAUAGGUAAAUGGAAAGUAAUAACAUUCAGGUAAUCUUUCUGCAAAGGGAAGAAAAAUCAAAUAGAAAUCAUGAUGGGUGAGCUAAUCUUCCUAUGAAUAAGAAUUUAGAAUACUUCGGCUAUGACAUUAUAUCUGUGUUAAUUAGUAAAUCACACCAUCAUGAAACUAGUAAAAAAAAAAGAUUUAGAAUUAUUUUUAAUUCUAAAACUCUCCUUUUAUCAAGUGCUAUUUUGACUUGUAUUCUAAUUUUCCACACCUUAAAAAAAUAAUAAAAGAGAUAACUGGAAA